AUGGCAUCAAUACGCCCACAGUCAAGUUUACAUACAUCCAGUCCUCCCAGUGACCAGACAAAAGCAUGCGACAUUGAAAAGCAAAAUGAAGACUCUUCUCCAGAUCAGCCAUCGAAGAAACGGUCAAUGUUCUCAAGUCUAGGUCUUCUUGACCGAUUUUUGGCAGUAUGGAUUUUUCUUGCUAUGGCAAUUGGAAUCAUUCUGGGAAACUUUGUCCCAAGCACAGGUCCUGCCCUACAAAGGGGAAAAUUUGUAGGAGUCUCCGUUCCAAUCGCUGUGGGUCUUCUCGUCAUGAUGUACCCUAUCCUGUGCAAGAUUCGGUUCGAAUCCCUGCAUCAUGUUUUCCGAGCAAAGGAUAUUUGGAUCCAGAUGGCCUUCAGUAUUCUUCUGAAUUGGAUUAUCGCCCCUUUCCUUAUGCUGGCCUUGGCUUGGGCGUUUUUGCCCGACGAGCCAGAAUUGCGACAGGGACUGAUCAUUGUUGGAUUGGCACGGUGCAUUGCUAUGGUCCUAGUUUGGACAGGGCUAGCUGGAGGUGAUAACGAAUAUUGUGCCAUCCUCGUCGCUCUCAACUCGGUCCUGCAGAUGGUUCUUUUCGCUCCAAUGGGGGUAUUCUUUAUCAGCGUCAUCAGUGGCGAUCCAGUCACUUUCGAAUAUUCAACAGCCGCCAAGAGUGUUGCGGUUUUUCUCGGAAUACCUCUCGGGGCCGCAAUCCUCACGCGUUUCGUACUCCGACGAAUUUCUGCGAAGUGGUACGAUGAAACUUUUCUCAAAUGGCUUAGCCCAUGGUCUCUCAUCGGCCUGCUGUUUACAAUCCUUGUGUUAUUCGCCUCGCAAGGUCGCCAUGUGGUCCACCAAAUCGUCUCUGUGGUCCGAGUCGCCGCACCGCUCAUCGUUUAUUUCCUGGUCAUCUUCUUUGCAACCCUCCUUGUCGCAUACAAAUUGGGUUUCGGCUAUAAGCUGGCCACUGUGCAGAGCUUUACUGCUGCCAGCAACAAUUUUGAAUUAGCAAUUGCUGUUGCAGUGGCGAUGUUUGGCGCAGAUAGCAACCAGGCUCUUGCUGCGACUGUUGGGCCUCUCAUAGAGGUUCCUGUGUUGUUGGGUUUGGUAUAUGCUGUCAAAUUUAUAGCUAGACGAGCUGGGUGGAAUGACUAG
This is a messenger RNA of Penicillium verrucosum, 1152 nucleotides long. RefSeq names its product arsenic resistance protein. Bases 1 to 1152 code for a protein of 383 amino acids. Gene Ontology annotation, biological process: antimonite transmembrane transport; arsenite transport. Lineage: Eukaryota; Fungi; Ascomycota; Eurotiomycetes; Eurotiales; Aspergillaceae. Gene Ontology annotation, molecular function: arsenite transmembrane transporter activity; antiporter activity; antimonite transmembrane transporter activity. The record is from RefSeq and is a predicted model, not a curated record. The transcript has 4 exons. Gene Ontology annotation, cellular component: plasma membrane.